Micropterus salmoides (largemouth bass) is the source of this 1323-nucleotide messenger RNA. RefSeq names its product sulfotransferase family 5A, member 1 (gene sult5a1). Gene Ontology annotation, molecular function: sulfotransferase activity. Gene Ontology annotation, biological process: sulfation. Bases 127 to 1074 code for a protein of 315 amino acids. The transcript has 6 exons. The record is from RefSeq and is a predicted model, not a curated record. Gene Ontology annotation, cellular component: cytoplasm. NCBI's taxonomy places the organism in Eukaryota, Metazoa, Chordata, Actinopteri, Centrarchiformes, Centrarchidae.
CAGAGGCAGAUGUACAGAGAGACAGAGUAGAGAGACAGAUAGGCAUCGGCAGAGCCACAAAAAGGUCAAUAUAAAAAGAAAACUAGUCAAGAAAGCAGCUACAAAAAAGAGACAGUACAUACAUUAAUGUCGGAUAUGGCCAGGUUGGAUGUCAUGGAAGUGUUUCAUGGUAUUUCUUUUCCUGGACACCUGCACACCCAGGAUUCCUUACAACUUGCUCUUAAAUUUCCAUUUAAGGACACAGACAUCCUCGUUGUCUCCUAUCCAAAGUCAGGCACCACAUGGUUGCAGGAAAUUGUGACUCUCAUAUCCAGCAGAGGGGACCCACACCUGUCCCAAACUGUUCCAAACUGGACUCGGGCUCCCUGGCUGGAGCAUUAUUACUUUGCUUCGAUACUGGAGGCCUCAUCAAUAACACCUCGAGUCAUCACCACGCACCUACCUUAUCACCUUUUGGGCCCUGCCCUCCAGGGCUCCAAAGCCAAGGUAAUCUAUGUGAGCAGAAACCCUAAAGAUGUGGUGGUGUCCUUUUACCACUUCCACAAAAUGGCCAACUUCUUCCCUGAGGCUGGAUCAUUCCCAGAGUUUUUAAAUCGAUUCCUGGAGGGAACACUGCCCUAUGGCUCCUGGUUUGACCAUGUUAUCGGCUGGACCAGUCAGACAGCAACAAUAAACAAUCUGCUUUACAUCACCUAUGAAGAGAUGUCGCUGGAUCUACAUGGUGCCAUAAAGCGGGUUAGCUCUUUUCUACAGUGUCCCCUGGUGGAGGAUGAGCUCAACAACUGUGUGAAACACAGCAGCUUCAGCAGCAUGAAAGAAAACAAGAUGAUCAACUACACCCUGGUCCCUGAAGAGAUAAUGGACCACAGCAAGGGCUCCUUCAUGAGAACAGGUAAGAUUGGAGAUUGGAAAAACAUGUUCACAGAGGAGCAGAAUCAAUAUUUCAAAAGAGUCUUCAAGUCCAAAAUGCAGGACUGCACUUUGGAGUUUGUGUGGGAGAAGCAUAACAAAGAGGAGCCACAUGCUAAUGAACAAUUUCCACAGAAAAACACACAGAACUGUGAAAAAAGCUAAAUGAAAUUAGAAUGCACCAUGUAAUUUUAAUGACAUUGUAUUUUAUCUACAUGUAGAUCUAUGUACAUGUAUGAUUUUAACUACAUUUAUGUAGAUUUUAUUGACCUGUAUGACAGCACACUUUGUUGCCUCUUAUGUAUAUUGCUGUCUCACUUUCAUCAGUGUGCCUGUGCAUGAUGUGAUCCUUGUGAUGAUUUAUUCAAUGUUUUGAUGCAUUAAUUGAAUUAAAUGAAUCUCAGAUCGACCGAA